GGUGCUCGCGCUGUCUCUCUGGCUUCACCAGAAAGUCCCGGAAGAGGCUCCAGCGCGCGUGCUGUAUGGGGACAGUGGCAGGUGAGUCUGCGCGAGCUCUUUACCUGUAAACAAAGACAACAACACAUGGAAACGACCCAGAGGAUGCGGUUUCACUGAUACCCGGUUUUAAACUCGACUGCAGAGCAGCCUGCAGAUCAGAGCCUGAUCCAACAUCCAGAUACUCACAGUGUUGUCACACAUGGCGCAGGAGAGCUUACACAUGUAAUAAGUUAACCGACAAACCCAGUGACCAGAAGAGCGGCUCCUCUAUCAUCCUCCAGCAUGGCAAGCCAGGACGCGGUCAACCCUUCACACGCCACCUUUGACCUCUUCAUCCAGGCCCAGACCUGUAAGGAUGUGAAGCAGCACUUUGCCGAGCUAUGCAAGCAGCUGGAGGUCGAUCCGAAAGAUUUCAGGAGUUUCUACGGCAAGUUAAAGGAGAGACUGAACUACUGGAAGGCCAAAGCACUUUGGACCAAGCUUGACAAGAGAGCAGCUCAUGUGGAUUACCAGCAGGGCAAAGCCUGCACCAAAAACAAGUGUCUGGUGUUGGGUGCUGGACCAUGCGGGCUGAGAGCGGCCAUCGAGCUGUCCCUGCUGGGGGCUCAGGUGGUGGUCCUGGAGAAGAGAGAUGCUUUCUCCAGAAACAACGUCCUCCACCUGUGGCCCUACACCAUCUACGACCUCCGCGGGCUCGGAGCCAAGAAGUUCUACGGCAAAUUCUGCACCGGGUCUCUGGAUCACGUCAGCAUCCGUCAGCUGCAGCUCAUUUUGCUGAAAGUGUCACUUCUCCUCGGGGUGGAGGUUCACACCGGAGUGGAGUUCCAGGGCUUGAUUGAGCCCUCCGGAGACAACGGGUGGAUGGCAAAGCUGCAGCCCCGGUCUCAUCCUGCUGCAACCUUCCAGUUUGACGUCUUCAUCUCUGCCGGAGGAGGCAGGUUCGUCCCUGAUGGUUUUAAGCACAAGGAGCUGAGAGGCAAGCUGGCCAUCGGCAUCACGACCAACUUCAUCAACAGAAACACGGCGGCUGAGGCUCAGGUGGCAGAGAUCAGCGGUGUGGCUCGAAUCUAUAACCAGAAGUUCUUCCAGGAGCUGCUCACUCAGACAGGUAUCGAUCUGGAGAAUAUUGUCUACUACAAGGACGACACCCACUACUUUGUCAUGACUGCCAAGAAGAAGAGCUUGCUGAAGAAGGGGGUCAUUAAACAGGACUUCAGUGAUGCAGAGGAGCUGCUGGCUCCUGCUAACGUGGAUCAUGAGGCCUUGUGCCGUUACGCGCACGACGCUGCCCUUUUCUCCACGGGGGGUAAACUGCCUGACCUCGAGUUUGCAAAGAGCCCGUCGGGACAGCCAGACGUGGCAAUGUUCGACUUCACCUGCAUGAACCGAGCCGAGAACGCCUCUCUGGUCAGGGAGAGGAGGGGGAAGAAGCUGCUGAUGGGUCUGGUUGGAGAUUGCCUUGUAGAGCCUUUCUGGCCUCUGGGUACGGGCAUCGCCAGAGGGUUUCUAGCUGCUUUCGACACAGCGUGGAUGGUGAGGAGCUGGGGUAUGGGGGUCCCACAUCUCAAGGUCUUGGCUGAACGAGAGAGUAUCUACCAGGCCCUCUCCCAGACCACGCCAGAAAACACCAGCAAGAACUACGCCGCCUACAGCAUCAACCCCAAAACACGCUACACCAGAGUCAACCUGUCCUCCAUCAGCAGCAACCAGGUGCAGCACCUGUUUGAUGUUGAUAAAUCAAAUCCAUCGAUCAAGAAACAGAAGAGCAACUUCACUCCCAUGCGUCAAGAUUCGGUCAGUGGUUUUGAAGAGUUGUUGAAAUGGUGCCAGAAACACACAGCGGGUUAUAAGAACGUGGAUGUGAAAGAUUUCACCCAGUCCUGGAGGUCUGGACUGGCUCUGUGCGCUCUGAUCCACCACUUCAAACCUCAGCUCAUAGACAUGUCCUCUCUGGAUGAGUCCAACGCCGUACACAACAACCAGCUGGCCUUCAGCGUGUCAGAGACGGAGCUGGGGAUCCCUCCCGUCAUGUCUGCUGCAGAUUUAGCAAACAGCGGACAGAUCGACAAACUCUCCAUGGUCCUCUACCUCACACAGAUCCAGAAGGCCUUCACUGUGCCGGGGAAAGACUCUGCAGUCUUCCUGCCAUCGUCCAAGCCUCUCACCCUCUCCCAGACACAGUCAGCUGUCUUCUUCCUGAACAAGCUGAAGCACAACUCUCUGCAAAGACGCAAGGAGAAGUUGUCAUCUCUGAAACGAGGGAGAGAAAGUGAGAGAAGGAUGGGAGAUGAGGACAGAACGGUGGUGCCUCCUGUGUCCCCUCAGCUCAGUCCCACACCUGAUCCUGAUCCUGCUCCUGAGUUUGAACCGGACUCUGGUUCUAGUGCAUCAAUGACAAACAGUGAGGAGUGUUACUUCUGCGGUCAGAGGGUCUACCUGCUGGAGCGCAUCAGUGCUGAGGGCAAGUUCUUCCACCGGAGCUGCUUCACCUGCCACAAGUGCAGCAUCACGCUCAGACAGGGAGGAUACACCUACGACUUGAGUACAGGGAGGUUUUACUGCGAGCUGCACUCCGAAGAUCUGGAGCUGGGAAACGGGGCAGAGACAUCGUGUGAGGAUGUCAAAGGAAGUCACAAAGAGACGAACGAAGAGAACGGACUCUCCAGUGAUGAAUACACUCUCUCUCCAUCUGAUGAGGAGUUUGAGCACACUCUGGAUUGUGGUCCCUCUUCUUACUCACAUAAAUCUAAAGGAGAGGAUGUACCUGAACCUGCAGCGAAGUCCCAAGAGCCAUCAGAAACUCCUUGGUCUAACACUGAGGAGGAGACAGAGGAACUUAUCCCUGUUCCUGUCCCCAAACCCCGCAUCUCUCGGCAGACCACACCCAGCCCUCAGCCCUCUCCUCCAAUCGCAAAACCUCGCACCAUCCACCUUUUUGACCCCCUGACUCCAGAGAAACACCCAACGCCUACAAAAGACGACUCCAAGUCGGCUCCAGACUCCCGCCCCAAGCAGUCGCUCCGAAAGCUCCAGCUGACAGAGGAGGAGAAGAGCCAGCUGGUGAAUCUCCAGAGCCUCAGCGCUGACUCAGACUCAGAGACCCCCGGUGGAUCCUCCUCCUGCUCCUCAUCUUCUGCUACAGCGGGAGGUCCGAGCCCCCCUAAAGCGGAGGGCCUGGAUGGGCAGGAGGAGGAGGGAUACUGGAGCGGGAGCACGGCAGGGCACAUGCGGGAGAAGAGGAACCGACGCUGCUUCAGGAGGAAAGAGAUGCCGGGAGGGCAGACCAGGGUGAGGUCAAAGUUUUCACCCUGGAAUCUGUCGUCUCCGAGGAUCAGCAGAGACACGCGGCUCAGCGUCCACAUCAAUCAUCCAGGGAGAGUCGAAACAACUUUCAGACACGUUCACAGCGCCUCAGAAGAAGGCGCGGAUGGAGACGAUGACGACGACGAUGACGAUGAGAUGUUCGGCCAUGAUGAUAUUGACUUGUUUAAUGAGAAGUUUCAGGCGGUGCCAGUGGACCCCAUCGAGGCGGAGAAGUUGGAGUUGAUGAAGAUGAGGACGCUGGAGCGGCGAGCUAAGAUGAGUGAAUUACAGCGACUGCGUAAUGCCCAGUCCAUCCAGAGGAGACUGGAGGAGAUAGAGGUGACCUUUAAGGAGCUGGAGGAUAAAGGCGUCGUGCUGGAGCAAACUCUGCGAGGAGAGGACGGCAGCAACGGCUCUCCUGACAUGAUCGAGCACUGGAUCCAGCUCGUCCACGAGAAGAACGCUCUGGUCUCUGAGGAGUCCGACCUCAUGGUGGCGUCUCGACAGCUGGAGCUGGAAGACAAGCAGAGCAUGCUGGAGCUGGAGCUCAGGAAGUACAUGGAGCUGACCGAUAAGACUUCAGAGCAGCAGGAAGAAGAGGAGCGCGUCCUGCAGCAGAUGAUCGAGGUGGUGGACAUGAGGGACUCGUUGGUGUCGUUCCUGGAGGAGAAGAGGCUGAAGGAGAUCAGCGAGGAGCAGGAGGCUUUCUGCAUCAGGGAGGCGAAACGGCACUCCAAGUCAGGAGCUCAGGUUCACUGGUCGUAGGGCUCUUCUCUCUCUCACACACACACACACACCCACAUGGACACACACACACUCUUCAUGUAUAAACUGCUCGGUGGAUUACCUUUCCAUCUACUGUGUACAAGAUCUGCUGCUUUCAGACUCUGAACCCGAAACUUUUGAAAGCCAAAGAUGAAGCGUCGCUGAGGGUGACCCACCAUAAGCGGUCUCUUUUUACCCAACCAGGAUGAAGCAUCCCGGCUUACUAUCACCCACAGUCUGAACCACAAUCCGCCCCCUAGAGGGAGACAUAAGCCUGGAGAUGUGCAGCUUUGAGCUCUGCCUGCUGGGAUUGUGGGGGUCACCGCAACAGACCACAUGUGAGACAGGACUCCCCGGUGUCUGCCGCGCUUUGUAACAACCUUCACACAGCAGAUCAUCAUCAUCAACCCGUCCUGGGAUUUGGCCUGGAAACUUCUGAUUACGCUGGAAAAGCUCAGACUGAGCGGCGUUAAGCCACAGCAGAGGGGAUCCUGCAGGAACAGGCUGUGGAGCGUCAGAGACAGACACAGGAUGGAGGUGUUGAUGAUGUUUUAGGGAAAUACUUUGAUGUUCAUGUUGAUUUUACUUGUUACAUCAAGACAAAGUGCUACUGUACACAAUGACAUACUUAUAUACAUAUCAUAUUCUAUGUUUAGUAUUUGUAUACUGAAUAAUUUAUUGGAAAAACUAUAAAAGAAACCGAGAAGUAGUUAAAUAAUAGAAUAAUUCAAUUCUGUUCUUAGUCUUUAGUUUUAUUUGACAGUUUAUUGAUGAAUUUUCUGGAUUUUGUAGCACUUCUGCUUCGUACCGCCUACUUCCCUGUGAGCAUGUUGGAUCUCAGGAGCGGGGGCGUUCAGUCCUCUGGGAUCAGAUUUUGGGGUUUUCACUGUUGGCCUUCCACAGUCAGCUGCUCUCUAAUUGUUGGUGUAUUAUAUGAACACGGGGGGGGGUUUCAGGAGGGUGAGUCUAAAACCGGCUUAAAGCACCGGUUUUCAUCUGUUCCUAAACGGCAUCUAUCGUUUGCAGGUGUUCCCAUUCAGCCCCAAAUGAAGACAGAGAGCGGUUUGUUGUCGAUUUAAAAAGGAGCCUUAUAUAGUCUUUUAUUGUUCUGCUGCCGUUUUGUGCCACCUGGACGGCACUUCACAGUAUAUCAAAUAAAGAUCACGCACUUUGA
Molecule: messenger RNA, 5284 nt
Organism: Notolabrus celidotus (New Zealand spotty)
Lineage: Eukaryota; Metazoa; Chordata; Actinopteri; Labriformes; Labridae
Gene: mical1
Product: microtubule associated monooxygenase, calponin and LIM domain containing 1
Exons: 25
Coding region: 325-4110 (1261 amino acids)
Molecular function (GO): protein binding; FAD binding
Source: RefSeq, a predicted model, not a curated record